Bathycoccus prasinos is the source of this 456-nucleotide messenger RNA. RefSeq lists its product with no specific name. Gene Ontology annotation, molecular function: protein binding. The record is from RefSeq and is a predicted model, not a curated record. Lineage: Eukaryota; Viridiplantae; Chlorophyta; Mamiellophyceae; Mamiellales; Bathycoccaceae. Bases 1 to 456 code for a protein of 151 amino acids. The transcript has 2 exons.
AUGAGCGAUGCGGAAAUCGACGCGAAAUAUCCCGUCGGAGGGAGCGUUUACAAGGUUGUUUUGGACUGCUCUCAGUCGAACAUCGCGCUCGGUUUACUGUUAAAACCAGGGGAGGACGGCAGACCGGUGGUGAAAACCGUUCGCCCUGGGGGCAAAGCGCUCGGCAAAGUGUCGGUGGGCGAUACCAUCUUAGCGACGACGUACGUCGGUUUGACGAACAUCUCGGAAAACUCCUGGGGUAAAGCGGACCGAGGGUGGGUCGAUACCGCGACGGUGUCGUACGAUGACGCGAAUGCGGCGAUGACUACGAACGCGAACACGAUUGGCUUGAUUUUGGAUCACGAAUACAAGCCGUCUGGCGGCGGCGCGAGGGUGGUGACUUCGUCCAACGGCGAAGACGCCAAGGCGUGGGCGAAGGCAAAAGCGGCCGAGUUGAAGGCGAAGAGAAGCAGAUAA